AUUCCUAUCCGAUUCACACGGAGAGCUACCGUCGCGCAGCGCACACUGCCGCCGCUCCAUGGCACCAUGACACAGGUCGGGAAGGAGUCUGCGCUGUAGAACGUGAGCGUGCCACCGCGGGAGCCGUGACGUCACUCCUCGGAGCACGCAUGUUAUCUCCAGCUGGGUGAGACGCGCGGGGUAAUGUUUGUUAGGGGGAGCAAGGAAGGAGAAGACGGGGAAUCCGAGCGACGACGAUCACUUUUCUUCUCCAUCUCUGCAAGACUGGAAGAGGUAAUAUCCCCGCGAAGGAAGCAUGGCGGUUAGGCAGAUAAGCAGCCCACGCUGGAGACCUUCCUAAAGAUCUUGUCACUGUCAUGGCUGCAACCGAAAACCAGGCCCUCAUGGUGCUUAAAGAAGAGGGGGCAACUGCGCCAGCUGCAGUGCCCUCCACAGCGACUCCCUUAGCGUUCUUUGUUAUUCUCAAACCAGGACAUGCCAGUGAGGGUGGACAGGACCAGGGAAUUCUGGUGACUAAUCACGAAGCUAAUUUGGCAACAGCCUCUUCCCAGUCUGCUCCAGUUGUGGGUCUACCUCCAUACAUCCCUAGCCAUUCUUUGGUUUCCUGCACCACCAGGUCUGAUGAGCAGCCGGAGAACUUACCCCCUGAAAGCACCUGUAAGGGUGUAAAAGUCACACUGGACAAUAACAACAUGUGGAAUGAGUUUUAUCGCUGUAAAACUGAAAUGAUACUGACCAAACAGGGUCGUCGAAUGUUCCCUUAUUGUCGCUUCCGCAUUUCCGGUAUGGAGCCUUUUCAGAGGUACAUUCUGGUAAUGGACAUUGCUCCUAUGGACAACCACCGCUAUAAGUGGACUGGGCGACAGUGGGAACCCAAUGGCAAGGCUGAGCCACAUGUACUGGGUCGGGUUUUCAUCCACCCAGAGUCUCCCUCAUUAGGCCACUACUGGAUGCAGAACCCAGUGUCCUUCUAUAAGCUGAAGGUUACCAACAAUACUUUAGACCAGGAGGGUCAUGUGAUCUUACACUCCAUGCACCGAUAUCUGCCCCGGUUGCAUGUCGUGCCUGCUGACAAGGCCACAGAGGUUAUUCAGCUCAAUGGACCUGAUGUCAUGACCUUCACCUUCCCUCAAACUGAGUUCUUUGCUGUCACUGCCUACCAGAAUCUGCGUAUUACUCAGUUAAAGAUUGACUACAACCCCUUUGCUAAAGGGUUCCGUGAGGAUGGCCCAGUUGGAAAAGCCAAGCUUGACCUUUCAGAUCCAAGCUUGGAGCUGUCUGGGUCCACAGUUGGCAGUGAAGAGAAAUUUCUGAAGAAGAGCCAGGAGUCACCUGUUGAAAACAGUGGAGAUAUUGACUCCUAUGUUAUAGAUAAGGAGCUUGUCCAAAUGAAAGAUUAUGGAAAUGGCUUUCUUGGUAAUGGCAUCUCUGCUGUAAAGGCGAUACCUACAGACCUCCGCAGUAAAAAACGUUCCUGGCCCUUCACUUCUUCUGAUGCUGUGCAGGAGUCCAAGUCAAAAGUGAGGAGAAGUUUACCAGAGAAGAGUAGCAGAAGUGUCACCACUGAGCAAACAGAGCUUGAUAACAUUACUAAGGAGGAGCAGCAGGGCCUGGAAUUUGCCACUGACUACAUUUUUCAGCAUCCUCCAAUGAAUAUAUGUGCUAUGGUCCCUGACAAGGCUACAGGGACCGUGAGCGUUUCCUCCGACCCAUCAAAGGAAAACCGCUUGGCCUCAAAAGAGAAUAGCCAAGAGCACAGCAUUUCUGACAGCUUGCUUCAGCCAGGUGAACUAGCUACAAAACAAGCACGUGCCAUUCCGUGGCCCCAGAUUGCCCAGUUUCUCAGAGAGCAAAAGUAUAAACCACGGCCCAUUAAGCCCAAACCAGUGGACAGUUCCUUCAGUUUGCCAGCAGCUGCAACAAGUCCAUCAUCUUUUACUUCUCCUCCAGUGACACCAGACUCAAAAUCACUGAUAAUUUCCACAAAAACAUCAUUGCCUCUCUCCAAAGGAUCGGAGAACCGUGGAAACAAUGAAAAAUCCUUCUCUCAGGUUACUUUGGAAGCUCCGCCCACUCAGUCAUCAUGUAGACCUCUCAGUACAGCCCAGGCUGCAAUGCAGCAGUCUUCCCUAGGGAAGAAGAAGCGAAAAUAUACACCAAGAUCUCGAAAGCAUGGGAAGCUCAUGAAGAAAUCUGAGACUGACGUACCAGUGGUGGUCGGUGGUCCCACGGAUGUCAGCAUGCAGCCAAACCUUGAGGAUGUAGAGGGCUUGUUGUUUGUGUCCUUCACCUCUAAGGAAGCAUUGGAGAUUCACCUUGGCGACCAGCCUCUCAACAGGGAGUCUUUACCUCAGCCUCAGGAAGAAAAAGUUCCUGAAACUAUGCAAGAGAAAAUUGCACGUCUGGAACUGGUCCUUCUGCAGGACCUGAAACGCAUUAAAUACAGACAAGUGAUCCACCCUGUGCUGCAAGAAGUUGGGCUGAAGUUGAACCUUCUGGACCCCACCCUGGCUAUUGAUCUGCAGUAUCUUGGUGUGUCUUUGCCUUUGCCUUCCCCAUCUUUAUGUCUUGGAGAUGAUGGGAACUCUGGAGUGUUUACCUUGUCUGGAGAUGGAGCCGUUCCCUUCAUUUCAAGGACUGGGAAAACAACCGACUUUACAAAGAUCAAAGGAUGGCGGGACAAGUUUAACAUCAGCACAGAUGCAUCAUCUUCCAAGUCUGAAGGUGUGGGAGCCCCGGAUGGAGCUCUGAAAAACCGUUCAGCCUUCUGUAGUGACAUGUUAGAUGAAUAUCUGGCCAACGAGGGCAAACUGAUUGACGAGCGGGCUGCCAGCUUCUCGCAGAGCGCUGUGUCACCUGUGGUAUACCAGCUUCCCACCAAGAGCACGAGCUACGUGCGUACCCUGGACAGUGUGCUGAAAAAGCAGGCCUAUGGACCUGUGCUCCCCAAACUACCUUUGAAGCCCAUUUCCCCACCCAAGAAGCCCAGGGUGUCCUCCAAGCCCAAAGCAUCUCAAAAAACCAAGCAGUCCACUGGACGGGGCAAAUCAAAGCCUGCAGUGGCAAAGAGGCCCACCACAGAAACUUCUCCCGGUAUCUCAAGUCACUCUGUGUCUGCUUCCCACAGUACUAAGCUUUCUGCAAAGACCAAGAUGGUUCCCAAAACACCACAAGCUCCCUCGCAAAAGCUACAGGAGGAUGUGCUCAUUCCUGAAGCCUCCUUAGUGAACCAGCUGAAGUGCGUGUCAGGAACUCUCCCCGAUAAGGUGCACAUGUGUCAAGACUCCACUCUGAUAAGCCAGGGUGCUGCUGGGCGGAAUCCUGGAAUCUCGAAGAUGUUGGUCAAAUUGAUGGAACUGGAGGAUGGGGCUGUGUGGGAGGGCAAAGGUCGCACGUGCAUCACAGAGGAGAGGGCAGCAAUUGCUCUAGCCUCACUUCUUACUGCUCAGGGCUCAUUGAAGGCCAACAAAAGCACAAACAGAGUCAUUAAGCGCCGUGCUCCACCCUGCCUCAACGACUUCUGUCGGUUGGGCUGUGUGUGUGCCAGUUUGGCCCAGGAGUGCCGACGGUUCACUCACUGUGGCAAGCCUGAGUGCAUGUUUGGCUGCACCUGCCUGAAGCGUAAGGUCAUCCUUAUCAAAACAGUGCCCAGGAAGAAGAAACAUGACCGGGAGGAUCUUAUAUUUUAUGGAGCACUAGGAAAUGAGCCCCCUUCCAAGUUGAAGAAAAAGAAGAAGAAAAGAAUGGCAUACUCUAUUUCGGAACCUGAGUCAGAAUCGGAACCCGUGGCUCCUGUGAAAACUCUCUGGAAAUUUAAGGAAGGGGAAGUUGACCCAGAGCCCUUGUUUGCACCAACACCAGUCUACUUCCCUUUGGCCCAGCCUAUGGUUCGCCAGGACUCCACAUCCUUCAGCCAAGUGAGAGACUGUGUGCUUACAACUGUAAAAAGUGUACAAGAGGAGGAUAAGGACCCAGUCUACCGGUAUUUUGAGAGCAUGAUGACUUGUGCUCGGGUGCGCCCGUUCAGUGGGAAACCUCUAGAACAGCCAACAAUCUUGUCCUGCAAGUCAGUGACCAAAGUCAAGGAAGAAGAUCUUAGUGAUUUGAACCCAAUGCCAGAUCCCUCUGCAAGAAACGUUGAGAAAAAGACGGAGCAGUCCUUGCAGACCCCAACAAAUUCUGAGCCAUCCAAGCGCUUGGAGAUCAUGUCUGAGUGUAAAUGGGAAAAAAAAUCAGACCGGAACCAGGUCCUGCGAGUGCUAUGUGAGCAUAUGGCUCAGAACAGGCUAACCCAUCCAUUUCGAGUUGGGUCUUACCUCAUCAAACCAAUUUCUCAAACCUACGAAAAGGAGGAUCUGGGCAUCUGUGUCACCUACAAGGUAUGCAUAUCCCAGCCAUUGGCAGCUGACAGGAAUGGGGAGGAAGCAGUGGAAGAACAUGAAUUGCAGGAGGAAAAGAACAAAGUAGUCAGAGAGGAGGGCGAAGAACAGGCAGCUGUAGCAAGAAGAAAAGUUCUGCCAUUCUUUACACACAUCUCCCCUGCUGGUUUCCUCACUGCCAACAAGAAGCAGCCAGGAGUGCCUGCCCAAGGUCUAAUCAAGGUCAAUGGUAAAUUUUAUCCACAGGCCAAGCUGCAGCUUGGCCAGAUGGGAGCACUGCACCCAGCCAAUAGGCUGGCAGCGUACAUUACUGGCAGACUCAGCCAGACCAGUCAGGAAGUUGCUUCUGACAAGUUGAAACUACUCAAGUGUCCCUCUUCGAGUGACUCCGGCGACUCCAGCUCCACUUGUUUGGACCAGUCGGUUGAUUCCAGCGUCAUGACCAACAGCACCAUCAGCAGUCCCAGUUCUGCAAUUAGCACAGUUCUCAAGCACCUGGUGGCCAAGCCCACAGUGGGAAAGGUCUUCACUCAGUUUGUGGUGAACAAGAACAGCUGCCUUCAGCAAAAGCUCCCUCUUGUUAGCAUUCCGCAGUUGGUGGGCACUGUCCAGAAAGUUGCAUUGUCUUCCAACCCUGUGUUGGUAGUUGGUCCUUCCCUUUCCUAUCGAAACUCUCAGAAGUUUGAGGCUACAGCCUCCACAGUGACACCUCCAAAGAAGCUUCCCAGGGAUGCUGGUAGUGUCCAGGUCCAGGAGCUCCCCUCCUCUAAUAGCAGUAGUGCUCUCUCUACCUCCUACUCCAUCUCCGGCACAGAUGAGAACACUCUUCCCAAAGCUGCUGUUCUCUCAUCUCCUGGCAAGACCACCUCUGGACCCCGUAUGCUUUUAAUCCCCAUCUCGCAGGCCAACCCCAUGGUUCGCCCAGGGGCUCCCUCUAUGUCAUCUCUCGCUUCAGGCCAAAGGAUGGUUUUACAGCCUGUACGCAGCACUUCGGGUGCCACACUUUACCGCCACCCCAAUGGGCAGUUGGUUCAACUGGUGCCCCUCAGCCAGUUGCGUGCUGCUCAGCCCAACUUUGUCAUUCGGAGCCCAGGCACUGUUGUCCGCUUGCCUACGCCCUCAACUGUAGUGUCAAACCCGGCCCUUUCCCCCACCUCAGCUCCAUCAGUCAGCACUGUCUCUGUUAAUGAAGCCACUGCCUGUUCCACACCUUCCACUCCUGUUCUCACCAAGUCCCCAGAGAGCAGUACUUCUGGCAGCAAUGCCUCUGUUAGAGAUUCCUCACCCACCAGUCUGCAGAACUCCACAGUAGUCACUAAAUCUACCACAACCACCUUGGCUACAUCACCUACUUCUGUGGCUUCUCUCUCGGGAGCCACAGCCUUUACUGUUAAUAGCCUUUCGACCUCCUUAAAAACACUCCCUGGUUUUCUUGGUCAGACUGGCACCUAUACGUUAAGAAUCUCUCCAGGUACCAAGGAAUCGAAGGUUAUUACUUUGAAUCCAGCAGGAUCAGUUCCAGGAUCUUCUGAGGUUCUCUCUGUGCCAAGUGGUUUCACCUUGCUUCAGAUUCCAAAAUCUUCAGUUGUGACCAAACCAGUGGUCAGCCAAAUUGUUUAUACUCCAGCAAAAGGAGAUGUUGUCAAAGCACCACCAAAAGAUAACUCCAGUGCUGAUGCGUCUUGCCAUGAUACCAAGGCUUCAUUGACUUCCAAGAAGAUAGACUCCACCCAGGAAGUGACUGCAGGAGGAGCGGUCUGCUCUGACCACUCCUACACAAGUGGCCGAGAACCUUUGGUUGACUCGAAGGCUGAUGUUACUGUUAUUACUUGCAGUCACCCAACAACACCAAUCACCAGCCCUAUUUUUAGCAGUUUAAAACAUCCUUCUCCUGUCACAAGUCCACUGUUGAAGACACCCGAGGUCAUGAUAGCUUCUGGUUCGCCAGUCCUUUCUCAUGUAGCCUCCAGUGAGGACAGUGAAGCCGAACCACUUCUAGGCAAUGUGAUUACCAGGCCACUGUGGAAGGCUCCUGAGACCCCCAGGUUGGGAAAGAAAUGUCACCUGGAAGAGGGUGAGAUAGAGGGAGAGGGUGAUCUAACAGUGCCAGGGGAAUCAGAUGAUUUAUCGGAUGACUCUGACGAUGACUCUGAAGAUGACACUAUUAGUGGAAUUGCGGAGCCAGAGGAAAGUGAGAAUGAGUCUGUGGACAUUGAGACCAUCGAGGAGCUUUCAGAGAAAAUCAGCAUUGCUUGUAUGAAGGCUGUUGCUAUGCAGAAAAAGUUAGAAAAAGUACACCUUAUGGAUGAAGCAAAGAGAACUGCUGAACAAACCCCAAGUUGUCAAGGGAAGCAACAGGAAAGUCAAAAGAAGCAAAAAGAGAAGACGCAAGAGGAAGUACCCAACAUCGCAGGCCGUAUGCACCACAAUGUGACUGAGCGACGGCGACGUAAUGAGCUCCGUGAGCUCUUUGAGAAGCUUAGACAGGUGCUAGGUCAUCAGCACCUAGCCAAAGCCUCCAAGUGUGCCAUACUGGAAGAGGCCAAGAAUGAAAUCCAGGCCUUGGUGGAGCAGAAUGACCUCCUGGAGGAGAAGAAGAAGCUACUGAACCGUCAAAGAGCUACUUACAUCAGGAAGAUCUCACAGACAUCUGGAAAGACUGAGGAACUUAUCAUCAGGAAGCUACAGGAUAUCUGCACCAAACAAAAGAUGUUGGAGGCACAAAGGAGAAAGAAGAGCAGUGUUUCUGUAACCCCAAAAUCUGUGGAGGUGCUAGCUUCAAAGCCAGGAGCAACUGAGGACAGCCUUGUUAAAUCCAGCGUGCCAGCAGGGAGACCCAACAUCCUGUCUCGGAGAAAAGUCCCAGCUCCUGAGUCUACUGCUUUGCCGCUGGUAGGUCUUGAGUCUCUGGCCGCUGCUCUCAACGCAGUGAAAUCGAACCAGGAGACUAUAGCUAUGAGGGGUCAACUGCAGCCUGUCACCACAGUCCCACAGCCUGAGAAGAGUGCUGGAAUCAGAGGGGGGCCUUCCCCUGUCCCUGGUGUGGCCUCGGUUACAAUUAACGUCCCAGGAAUGUCGCUUCCAAUUCAGGUCAAGAGUCCCCUUCCAGAUGUUGCUCUUUCAGUGUCAAGUCAGGCACCCAAAGCUUUGCCAGUGACGACUGGCACAGAAGCCAGGAAAAACAUGAAAAUAUCUAAUAUGCUAAGCGUCAGGUCACUGGUACAUAAUUCACAAAGAGAGGAGAAAGUGGAUUGUUGUGGCUCUGAAAACUCCACAGUUACGAGAUGCCUGGAAGGUGAUGCUGAGAGAACCUCCCAUGAGGAGAGGGAUCUGGAGGAUGGGGAAGUGCUGGGAGACCAGCUGACCUGUGAUGGACAAGUGGAGCCCACGAAGCACUCAGGGGUGAAGUGUGUAGAUGGUGUUUCUAGCCAAGAAGAGGAUGAUGAUGAUGAUGACGAUGAUGAUGGUGAUGAUGACGACGACACAGAAGAUGAAACUCUUAUGUCAUUGUUGAAUGAGAUUGUUUUCCUCAACCAGCAGUUGAACAGUGAGGAUUCACCUUCAAAGGUCACCCAGGCACACUUUUCCUACAAGCCUCUGAAAAAAGCAGAGAGACUUGAAGUGCCUGGGGAGGGGGUGUCAAAGUCCAAGAAGGUGGAGCAGGCCAGGGAGUGCAGCAAGGACAAAGAACAGUCACUUAAGCCCCUUUUUGUCCAGAAGAACGAGGACUUGGUGAUGCUGAAAGAUGUGCUAGUUAAGGACAAUUUUGAGGCAGAAGGAGCAGAUUUGCUCAGGGUCGUUUGUGGACUGGGAAAGAAGCAUGAACGGGAAGCUUUCGAUGCCACUGUGGCCAACGGCUUCGGACAGCAAAGCCUUCCCAGCCCUGCUAAGGGAGGGGCCCUGACUCCGCCCCCUCUGCUACAGAUGAAAGCUGGGAAGGGUGCGCUGUUGAUAGAGUCAAAGGCCGGAGACGCUGACAGUUGUGGCAAGGUGUCCUGGAGGCCCAUGCCUAGGCUAGCCCCGCUCGGACUGAAACCAGGCGGUCUGCCCACAGAUGUUGCAAUAAGUAGAGCUAAAGCCUCCAAAACACCUCAGAACCAGAAUACAGAUGGCAUGCAAAAGAGUUCCUCAUAGUCUUCCUUGGAUAUAGGCAAACCAAUCAGGGAAAACUAGUCAAACUUGUACGUGAAUGUUUUCUCACUCAUUCGAUGUAUGUAUGUUCCCUUCCCCCAUUAUGCACCACCCAACGUGCCUAACAAAUCCAAAUGCGAAUGUUUAUUUCAAUAAUGGAACAGUUCGGAAUGUGUCUCCUGCUGUUGUGCUGUGCUGGUAGUUUUUACUCCUCCAGUUUGCAGUGAAGGGGGAAUAAAGUAAAGCCAGAUGUUACACACAAGGCUGAGAUGUUUAGACACCGAAUUAGUAGGCUGUAGAUUAUGAAUAUAAGAAUGUGUGUUCACAUACAAAAAAUGUAGUGUAUUACUGUACCCUUGCAUGUAUUGAUAUCAAGGCUUUUUCCUCAUAUUGGAGGGGUUGUUACUUUUAACAUGGUUAUGUUAAGAGCAGAGCAGCAACUUGAAAUAAUAUAUUUGUUAAGAUGUAUAAAUAAUGAUACAUUUUCUUUAAGUCUUGUAAUUAUAAUAUUAUAUCAGCCAAAUGACAGAUAAUAAUCUUUUUUGACAGUUAAAUGAAUUAGUGAAGUGGUGUCAAAUGCCACUGACUCCUUAAAGACAUGCAAAUUCACUUUUUUAUGAACUGCAUAGUUCAGAUUAUUUGUAUGAUAGUGGACAAUUUUUUCACCUUACAGCCUGAGUAUACUAGUGGUAACAUUUUGACCACGUAAGUUUCAAGGCAGAAAUGACCUUUAUACAUAUUUUGCUAUUUCCAGCCAGUGUUGGUAAUGGUGCAGAACGGCACUGCAACUUUUAACUGUUGCAGUGAAAUGUGCUCUUUGAAAUCUGUGUGUUUUUUUUGAUGUGUAGGUUUUUUAAAUAAAUGUUGACACACUGUAACCCUGUAAAACCGUGUUUGUGAAAUACUCCAGAGGAACUGAUGUUAAAGCUGAUUUCACCCCAUGCGAUUUACAAGGUAAUUGUUGUACACCUUUUAAUCCCCAAAAUCCCAGUUCCACUCCUGGGUAAACACUGAGUUUUCAUAUAACAAAUCUUUUGUCCAGUUUGAAACAAUAGGAAAAUCUGGGCAAAAACAUACGACUAGCAGAAGAGGUAACCAGCUUUGUCAUAGACUAGCAGCUUCUAACAAUGAAAUGUAAUUCCACAGUUUGAGAACGGUAAUGUUGCCAAUAAAUAACAUUUUAAUCACUCUUCUUAAUGACUUCUCGAUGGAUGUCAUCACAAUAUAACUACAUUCUAGACUAAGGUUGUACCCCAGAUAGUUUUAUAAGGCCUAUACAUAUCGUAAACUAUAGUUUACCACUUGUGUUUUGCACUACCCCAAAAAUAGACAAUGUUUUCUGAUGUCUGGCUAUUUUUUCUUCACAUGGGCCAUCACUUGAAAUGAAAUCUUUUACAUGCGGAGGCUCUUGCUGCAUUAAACAGAAAUUCUAACUUGAUGUCCAGGACAUGUUAA
Molecule: messenger RNA, 9965 nt
Organism: Scleropages formosus (Asian bonytongue)
Lineage: Eukaryota; Metazoa; Chordata; Actinopteri; Osteoglossiformes; Osteoglossidae
Gene: mgaa
Product: MAX dimerization protein MGA a
Exons: 25
Coding region: 357-8513 (2718 amino acids)
Biological process (GO): regulation of transcription by RNA polymerase II; positive regulation of DNA-templated transcription; cell fate specification
Cellular component (GO): chromatin; nucleus
Molecular function (GO): RNA polymerase II cis-regulatory region sequence-specific DNA binding; protein dimerization activity; DNA-binding transcription factor activity, RNA polymerase II-specific
Source: RefSeq, a predicted model, not a curated record